GUGAACACUCGCCUCUUUCUCUCUGAGUGUGUGGAAGAACGAGGAACAAGCUGUUUGGACUCUUCACCUGAGGAAAAGUUUUCAUGUUUGUGCUUUUGGACAUAGACAGAAGCUGCAUAACGAACUGGAUGAGUUGUGCUUUUGUUGUGAUACUGUGACUUACUUCAGAUUAAGUUGAAUGAAACAACUUGUUUGUUUCAUUCAUAUUUUUAUAUCUAUAGUUUUCUUUUUUUCUGAGAAUCGGUUCUCUUUCACCUUGUGGGUUUUGAGCUGCUGCCUUUGGUCAGAUUAUCACUGCGUUCCUCCAUCGUUUCCUUUAUGGUGAAGCGAAUGCUUUGAACCCGGCACCUUAGAGCCUCUCAGCCAUGUUACGCUGCCUUCUUCAACGCGCCAACAACCUGAGGCACUCUGACCCGCUGGCCAGCGUCACCUUCAGAGGGUCCAAGAAGAAGACGAAAGUUAUCAAGAACAACCCCAACCCUGUUUGGAACGAGGGUUUCGAAUUCGACCUGAAGGGGAUUCCUCUGGACGCCGGUGCAGAGCUGCACUGUGUCGUCAAAGACCAUGAAAAGAUGGGGCGAAACAGGUUUCUGGGGGAAUGCAGGCUGCCGCUCAGAGACGUUCUCAACUGUCCCAGUCUGUCUGCCACCUUCACCGUGUCCCUGGUGGACACUAAGAAGAACAACACAGGGGCCACACUGACUCUGCAGGUGUCUUACGUCCAUCCUGCCGGAUUGGCCCCCGUGUUCCAGGUUCCUUCCCAGCCUGAGGCUCUACCACACAACAACCCCACAGUGGAGCUGGACACUGUAACAAUGAUUUCUCUGGACACUCUGGGUGAGGAGGAUACAGAGAGUAUGAUGAUGCUGGAGGCCCCAGAGGACCAGGGAGGCGACGAUGGACAGUCCAUGGUGAUUGUCGGCCCUCAGGGGCCGCCUGGUCAGGAGUCCCCCACUGCUCAGACGCCCAAGCGCUCACCACCGGCCUACAACACCCAGGGAGGGUUGAGGAAGAGGAGAAGAGGGGUCAGCAAUCAGUCCAAACCACUGCCCAACAAACCGCAGGACUUACAGGUUCGCGUUCGAGUCAUUGAGGCGCGUCAGUUGCCUGGCAUCAACAUCAAACCUGUCGUCAAGGUAACGGUAGCAGGUCAGACCAAGAGGACCCGCAUUAGGAAAGGCAACAACCCUUUUUUUGAUGAGAUGUUCUUCCUCAACUUCUUUGAGACGCCAUCAGACUUGUUCGAUAAACCACUUUUCAUCACGGUUUGUGACUCCCGAUCGCUCAGAACCGAUGCUGUGAUUGGGGAAUUCAAGCUGGAUGUUGGCACCAUCUACAAUGAGCACAGACACUGCUUCCUGAGAAAGUGGCUGCUGCUGUGCGACCCCGACGACCUCUCUGCCGGCGUGAAGGGCUACCUGAAGGUCAGCCUGCUCGUGCUGGCGGCCGGCGACGAGCCACCGGCGGAUAAACGCGAGGGCGCGGAGGAUAAGGAAGACAUCGAAGCAAACCUGCUGAGGCCGGCCGGCCUCUCUCUGAGAGGAGCCACAUUCACGCUGAGGGUCUUCAGAGCCGAGGACCUGCCACAGAUGGACGACGCCUUCAUCGACGGCAUGAGGCAGAUUUUGGGGUUUGACAGCAACCGGAAAAAUCUUGUGGACCCUUUCGUAGAAAUCCACUUCGCUGGCAAAACGAUCUUCACUAAGACCCUGGAGAAAAACGCCAAUCCACACUGGAACCAGAGCUUGUCUCUGCCCGUCAGGUUUCCCUCCAUGUGUGAGAAGAUGAGGAUCAGAAUCAUUGACUGGGACAGAGGAAGUCCUAACGACAUCAUCGGCACCACCCACCUGUGCAUGUCCAAGGUCUCUGCUCCCGGUGGACAAAUAGAUGAUGACUUGAGCCCUCGGACCGUCCACUCAGGCAUGGACGACAGCCUCGGGUUCCUGCCCACGUUCGGCCCCUGUUUCGUCAACCUGUACGGCAGCAACAGAGAGUUUACCGCCUUCAACGACCCGCACGAGGCUCUCAAUCAUGGAAAAGGGGAGGGCGUAGCCUACCGCGGGCGGCUUCUACUAGAACUAACCACCAAGCUGGUGGACAAGCCGGAGCACAAAACCGAAGACAUAGCCUCAGACGACCUGCUGGUUGUGGAGAAGUUCCUCCGGAAGAGGAAGUUCUCUCUCUUCGUGGCGUUUUACUCGGCCACCCUGCUCCAGGACGUGGACGACGCCAUCCAGUUUGAGGUCAGCAUCGGUAACUACGGCAACAAGUUUGACUACACCUGCCUCCCUCUGGCCUCCACUACGCAGUUCAGCAGGGCGGUGUUUGACGGCUGCCACUACUACUACCUCCCAUGGGGGAACGUUAAACCGGUGGUGGUCCUGUCCUCACAGUGGGAGGACAUCAAACCGCGGAUCGAGGCGCUCAACAUGCUGCUGGCCGUCAUAGACAGGCUGGAGGCGAACCUGCAGCGGGUGCAGCUGGAGGUGAAGGCAGGCAGCGACCUGGAGCAGGUGGAGCUGCGGGUGGUGGAGCUGCUGGACCAGGUCAUCGCCGACUGCAGUGAGGAGCUGCCGUCCCUCGAGCACUGGCAGUGUGCGACCGCUCUGGACCACAGCCUGAGGCACGUGCGCACUUUGCACCUGCAGCAGAUCGUCGCAGCAGCGCUCGCCCUCAAACACGGCGAGGCCACCGAGCUGUCGACGGUGCUGGAGCAGGCCGAGGACUGGGCCAACAGGCUGAGGACGAUGGUGGAGGAGCCCCAGAACAGUCUCCCAGACAUCAUCAUCUGGAUGCUGCAGGGCGACCGCCGGGUGGCGUACCACCGCAUCCCGGCGCACACCGUGCUCUUCUCCCAGCAGCGCUGCGGGAAACACUGCGGGCAGCUGCAGACCGUCUUCCUCAAGUACCCACAGGGCAGCGGGGGAGAAGCCAGGCUUCCUGCUCAGCUCAGGGUCAAAGUGUGGUUUGGGCUGUCUGCCGACGUGAAGCACUUCAACCCGUACGCCGAAGGAAAGCUGUCCGUCUUCGCUGAGACGUAUGAGAACCAGACCCGGCUGGCCCUGGUGGGCAACUGGGGAACCACAGGCCUGACCUACCCCAAGUUUAGCGACGUCACUGGAAGAAUCAAGCUGCCCAAGGAGAGCUUCAAGCCGUCGCCGGGCUGGACUUGGGCUGGAGACUGGUACAUCAGCCCCGAGAAGACGAUGCUGUUUGAUGCGGAUGCGGGUCACAUGACCUUCACAGAGGAAGUCUUUGAGAACCAGAUGAGGUUACCAGGUGGACAGUGGAUCGGCAUGCCAGAGGGUUACACCGACGUGAACGGGGAGAAGGCGGUGCCAAAGGACGAGGUGGAGUGUCCUCCUGGUUGGGUGUGGGAUGAUGUCGAGUGGAGCGAGGACCUCAACCGGGCUGUGGAUGAUCAAGGAUGGGAGUACGGCAUCACCAUCCCUCCAGACCGUCGCCCGAAGUCGUGGGUGCCGGCGGAGAAGAUGUACCACACCAACAGACGGCGACGGUGGAUGCGGCUGAGGCGUCGAGACCAGCAGAAGAUGGAAGCUCUCAGAAAACAGCGUCCGGACGAGACGGAGAGGGAGGGAUGGGAGUACGCCUCGCUGUUCGGCUGGAGGUUCCACCUGAAGCCCAGGAAGACGGACAGCUUCAGGAGGCGCAGGUGGAGGUGCCGCAUGGAGCCGCUGGAGAAGACGGGGCCGGCCGCCAUCUUUGCCCUGGAGUGUUCUCUGAGCAGCAUAGAAGACAAGAACGACGACAAAUCGGUCACCACCACCUUCGGAGUCAACAGGCCGACCAUCUCCUGUUUCUUCGACCGCGGCACCCGUUACCACCUGCGCUGCUACCUGUACCAAGCCAGAGACAUGCUGGCCCUGGACAAAGACAGCUUCUCAGAUCCCUACGCCGUCGUGUCGUUCCUGCAUCAGUCCCAGAGGACGGUGACGGUGCGUAACACGUUGAAUCCCACCUGGGAUCAGACGCUCAUCUUCUACGAGAUUGAGAUUUUUGGCAACCCUGAUGCAACGAUGGACAGUCCUCCAAAUGUGGUGGUUGAGUUUUAUGAUGAGGAUUCAUAUGGUGCAGAUGAGUUCAUGGGCCGCUGCGUGUGCCAGCCCACCUUCACCCCCUCCCCCCGGUUGUCCUGGUUCCCUGUUCGGCAAGGAGACAAAAACGCUGGCGAGUUGUUGGCAGCGUUUCAGCUUAUUCGCAGAGAAAAACCAGCAAUUCACCACAUGCCAGGCCAAGAGGGAGACAUCAUGACCUCCACCCACGUUUUAGACGAGUUGAUGUUUCCAGGAUUCCUCUCUGAAAACCUGCAGCAAUGGCCGGAGGAGUCUGACCUUCCGUACCCGCCACCUCAGAGAGAACCCAAUGUCUUUAUGGUUCCUCAGGGAAUCAAACCCGUUCUCCAGAGAACUGCCAUUGAGAUUUUGGCUUGGGGAGUUCGUAAUUUGAAGAGCUUCCAGUUGGCCAGUGUUACUUCCCCGAGCCUGCAGGUGGAGUGCGGCGGAACUGUGGUCCAGAGCUGUGUGAUUCGCAGUGUGAAGAAGAAGCCCAACUUCGACGUCAACACACUCGUGCUGGAUGUGAGACUUCCCCGCGAGGACCUCUACAUGCCACCGAUCGUCAUCAAAGUCAUCGACAACCGGCAGUUUGGCAGGAAGCCGGUGGUGGGUCAGUGCACCAUCCGCUCACUGGAGGAGUACUGGUGCAACCCAGAGCGGGAACGAGGAGCAGAGGAAGAUGAGGAGGAUGAGGAGGAGGGAUGGAGACGUGAGGUGCCUCGUUCAACAUCUGGGGAGGUUUUUGUUGAUAUUGAUGAUGAGGAGCCACUUGUCUCCGACCAGCUUGCUGACGGAGCCAGUUCAGCUAUCAUUAACCUCUCUGCCUCUACUUCCAGCCUCCACAGAGAAGAGUUCAUGGACUGGUGGAGUAAGUUCUACGCCUCCACCGGAGAGAAAAACAAGUGUGGGACGUACCUGGAAAGAGGCCUUGACUCUCUGAUGGUAUAUAACCAGGAAUUGGAGAAGGUUGAGGGAUUUGAAGGUCUUGCAGAUUUUUGUCAAACAUUUAAGCUGUACAGAGGAAAAACUCAGGAUGAAGGAGAGGAUCCCUCUGUAGUGGGAGAGUUCAAGGGCAUGUUCAAGAUCUACUCGCUGCCAGACAACCCAUCUGCCUCAACUCCCCCCAGACAGUUCAGAAAACUUCCUCCCAAUGGAAUCGAGGAAUGUUUGGUCCGAGUCUACGUCAUCCAGGCUCACGGGCUUCAGCCCAAAGAUGCCAAUGGGAAGUGUGACCCGUAUGUGAAGAUCACUUUGGGCAAAAAGUCUAUCAGUGACCAUGAGAACUACAUCCCCUGUACACUGGAUCCUGUGUUUGGAAAGAUGUUCGAGCUCACCUGUUCCCUGCCUAUAGAGAAGGACCUUCGGGUGAUAUUGUUCGACCACGACAUGCUGACCAAAGACGAAAAGAUCGGCGAGACAGUCAUUGACCUGGAGAAUCGCUUCCUGUCCAAAUAUGGAGCCAUGUGUGGCCUGCCACAGUCCUACUGCAUAUCUGGAGUGAACCAGUGGCGAGACCAGCUGACCCCCAGGCAGCUGCUGUUCCGGGUGUGUGAGCGACGCAACCUGCCAAAGCCCGUCUUUGAAAGCAACGCAGUGCACUUUAGAGGACGCCAGUACACCGCAGCAGACCUCGAGAACAACAAGUCCCAGCUUCACCUCGGCCCAAUUAAAGAACAGCUGUCAUUGCACAUCUUGGGGAAGCUGGGCUUGGUACCUGAACACGUGGAGACCAGACCACUGUACAGCCCACUGCAACCAGACAUAGAGCAGGGACGUCUGAUGAUGUGGGUGGACCUGUUCCCCAAGUCCUUGGGGUCACCUGGACCUCCAUUCAAUGUCACGCCACGCAAAGCUAAGAAAUUUUUCCUGCGUUGCAUCAUCUGGAACACCAGUGAUGUCAUCCUGGAUGAUGUCACCAUCAGCGGGGAGAAGAUGAGCGACAUCUACAUUAAAGGCUGGCUUGAGGGUCAUGAACACAACAAGCAGAAGACCGACGUCCACUACCGCUCUCUGGGCGGAGAGGGAAACUUCAACUACAGAUUUUUGUUCCCCUUCCACUAUUUACCAGCAGAACAAGUCUGUGUUGUCGACAGGAAGGAACAUUUCUGGAGUGUAGAUAAGACGGAGACUAAAUUGGCUCCUAAGCUCCACAUCCAGAUCUGGGACAACGACAAGUUCUCCUUUGACGACUACCUGGGUCACCUGGUGAUGGACCUGAACCACAUGCUGCGUCCGUCCAAAUCUCCAGAGAAGUGUGACCUGCAGCUGCUGGACCAGUCCCCAGGCAAACUGGUGUCGCUGUUUGAGCAGAAGACUGUCAAAGGAUGGUGGCCCUGCACCUGCGAGGAGGAUGGAAAGAAGAUCAUCGCAGGGAAGGUGGAGAUGUCUCUGGAGAUUGUGACGGAGCAGGAGAGCGAGGAGCGUCCGGCUGGGCUCGGUAGAGAUGAGCCCAACAUGAACCCUCAUCUGGAGGAGCCUCAACGUCCAGAGACCUCCUUCCUGUGGUUCUCCUCCCCCUAUAAGACCCUCAAGUUCAUCCUGUGGAGACGCUUCAAGUGGUUCAUCAUCCUCUUCAUCAUACUCUUCUUCAUCCUCCUCUUCUUGGGCAUCUUCCUCUACUCAUUCCCGAACUACGCUGCCAUGAAGAUGGUGGGACCCUUUGGACCAGCCAAGGCAGCACAGUCAUGAGAAAUGAAAAAUGAGAAACAAACAAAGUUAAAGAACAGAAAAAGUUUUUGAGUGAAAGUGAAAGGAGUCAGAUUUAUCUAUCUAGUCAAUUAAAUAUUACGCAGCGCCAAUGGUUUUAUCAGUGAUGAUCAUCACAGACUCUUUUGUACAAACAGGCCUGAUUUGUGCCUUCACCGCUUUAUCUCAGCUCACAUCCUUGUUGCCUUUCAUCUCUCCAAAAUCAAUCUUGCCAGCAAACAAGAUAGUUACAAGAUACAGUAGAAAAUGUUACCAUUAAGACUGUUACAGUAUUUGUAUGAUAUAUUUUGUUGUAUCCAUAUCUUUUGUGACUGUAAGUGUAGAACUUUCACAUACUCAUACAUACCUUCGGGUGCUCAGGUGUUUUAACCGUCGUCUUCCCUUUCAUUUCAGCCGAGUUCCUGACUGAGUGGAAAAAUUGACUUAGACCUACUUAGAUCGCUUAGCUUGAAUUACGAGCCAAGCAGGUCCUGUAAAUAAAAGUCACAUGGAUUCACAAGGAGCUCGUUUAUUUGAUAGGGCUUUGGCAGCCUGUUGUCCUGCCAGGGCGAAGUGAGAUUAACGUUGCAGUGAGUGGGAUUUAAGCCCCCAAACCCUGAUAAAUGCAGCUUCUCUGGAGUUUAAAAAUCAACGCAUUAAGAACUGAAUGUGAGAACUGAUGCAGGAUUUGAGGCCAGAAUUCAAGUUGUUUUUGCCAGACCAUCACUACGCAGGGCACUUUUUUGCUUUCAGGUCUCAAUCGUGGUCCCUGCGUACGCUUAAAGGUUUGCAUUGUAAGCAGAAAAGCUGAAUCCUCGAGCUGCUGCUUCCUUAAGUGUGUAAAUGCUCUAUGAUUCAUUUUGUAGCACUUGUUGUAGGUUUCUGAUAUGUAUAUCAUCAUAGUGCAAAUUUAUGUCAAGAAUUUUUGUUGUUGUGGUUUUUAGGGAAGCAGUUUGGCCUCAUUAGUUUGUUCUAGUACCAGAACUGUUAUUGUUGUUGUUUUUUGGUGUUUUGACAGGUUAUUUCUUUACAGAGAGAGAGAGGAGAAUGCUCAGGACUCCUCCAUCAGAACAUCAAGUGUUAACUGACACGAGGAGCGACUGACUUGAAAUUUUAAUUUGAAAACGUGUCAAUUACGAACAAGACUUAAAUUCUCGUUGCUGAAAUUGUGAAGUGAUUUUUGCUUCGAUUUAUGUAAUAACCCUUAAACCUUAAACACACACAAAGCUUUAAAGACGCCGAUGACGUGACGUCAAACCUUCAUUUAGACAAUCUGCUGCCAGCGUGUCUGCUCUCAGUGCUGUUCUUCAGUGAAUGCAACGUGCCUUUAGCUUUUAGCCUGCUGCUGUUACACACUGUAUGUACCAGGAACACAGGUUUCAGUUGCCUUUUACUCAGGACUGAAUAAAGCAGGAAGACUUUGGCAUAAAGUGUUGUACAAACAUUUUGUACACUGAUCUGUACCACUCAUACAGUACGUGUAGACUAAAUGUGAAGCCAGUGACCGCUUUAAAGGAUGAUGUAUAAAAAGCAUGUUUGCUGAUGUUUUCCCAGGUUGCCUGCUGCUGAAUGACGCUCUGAAUGCACUCUGCUUCACUUUCACACACAAGCAUCUUCCUGCUGCUGUCUGUGCUACACAGUGCACUGAACACUAACAUACAGUAUCAGCACUUUGGUCACUGUUGUUCCUGUAAAUGGUCACGACUGACCGUAUGUUUUCCAGGAGAUACACCGAAUGAACCCGUAACAUGACAUGCAUUUGGCUUAAUAUCCACAUAAGGCUACGACAUGUUCACUGCAUUAUGUCAAUGCUAUCAAUAAAACAACAUUUCCGA
This is a messenger RNA of Betta splendens (Siamese fighting fish), 8596 nucleotides long. It is a transcript of the gene dysf, whose product is annotated as dysferlin, limb girdle muscular dystrophy 2B (autosomal recessive). Gene Ontology annotation, biological process: T-tubule organization; monocyte activation involved in immune response; negative regulation of phagocytosis. The transcript is spliced from 57 exons. Gene Ontology annotation, cellular component: membrane; cytoplasmic vesicle; T-tubule. Bases 366 to 6764 code for a protein of 2132 amino acids. The record is from RefSeq and is a predicted model, not a curated record. Gene Ontology annotation, molecular function: calcium-dependent phospholipid binding; calcium ion binding. NCBI's taxonomy places the organism in Eukaryota, Metazoa, Chordata, Actinopteri, Anabantiformes, Osphronemidae.